Molecule: messenger RNA, 4485 nt
Organism: Paramuricea clavata
Lineage: Eukaryota; Metazoa; Cnidaria; Anthozoa; Malacalcyonacea; Plexauridae
Source: the annotation of a GenBank genome assembly
AUGAGCCACCUCACUCCAAAGGAAAAUGAAAAGUUGAUUAGUCUCGUAGGUCAAAGAUGUACGGUUACGGGGAAAAUUAAUGGGAAAACGGUAGAAGUUUUAUGGGACACAGGAGCCCAAGUAUCUAUUGUUUCAGCCAAGUUUUUAAAAGAGAAUUUUCCAAACUGUACUAUUAAAGACGUGAGUGAACUGUUAAAUUGUGACCUUACACUGACGGCAGCCAAUGGUAACACUAUCCCUUAUACAGGAUGGGUGGAGUUAAAUUUUCAAGUUGGGGAAUCUGAAUACGCAAUUCCUGUCCCAUUCCUAGUAACGAAUGAGAACUUAGAACUGCCUUUGGUAGGCUUUAACGUAAUUGAACAUUUAAUAAAGACAAAUAAAUUGAAUUGUGGUGUUAUUUCAUCUAACUUUGUUGGUAUGCAAGUCGCUCGUGCUUCCGCCCUGGUUGAACUGAUAAACACUGUUAACCAUAAUGAAUUGUGUCCCGUUAAAACCCGUAAGAAAGACGUCAUAAUACCGCCAGGACAAUCUGUGAAAUUAUCAUGUAGAGCGAACACUGGUCCACUGAGUAAACCAACCCCUAUUCUUUUUGAAGCUGACGAGAACGGUCAGUGGCCAUCGGGCUUGGAAGUAUCAGAUACAUUGCUUACGGUGAAGGGGGGCAAAUCUAGUAGAGUUGAAAUUGAAGUACGCAAUACGACAAGGCAUAAUAUUCAGCUUAGGGGUCGUACAGUUCUUGGUCGCCUCCAACUUGUUCAGUCAGUGGUCCCAAUAGAUGUCAAAUUAAAGGACAAUCCCUCUGACACUGUACUAUCCGAUAAAAACAAUGACUCAAGUGCUUGCAAGAGCAGCACAAUACAAGAUAAUUCACCAGUGAAUUUACCAGAACACCUGAAAGAUUUAGAUCUAGGCGGCUUGACGGAGGAACAGAGAAACCUGGCGUCAAAACUGCUGGUUGAACAAGCUGAUGCGUUUGCUAAGGACGAUGAUGACGUUGGUCAUAUCCCUAAUCUGCAAAUGAACAUUCGGCUCAAUGACACUAAACCUGUCCAAAAGAACUACGUUGCCGUGCCUCGCCCGCUCUACCCGGAGGUGAAGGCAUACAUUGAAGACCUCCUAAAUCGAAAUUUUAUUCGUAAGUCCAAUUCACCAUACAGCUCACCCGUAGUUUGUGUGAGGAAAAAAGACCAAACUUUAAGACUGUGUGUUGAUUAUCGCGAACUGAACAGGAAAACGCAGAUAGAUCGUCACCCCAUCCCGAGAAUUCAGGAAACUCUUGACAAUCUUGGAGGGAAUUCUUGGUUCUCCGUACUUGACCAAGGGAAAGCUUACCACCAAGGAUUUCUGAAACCCGAAAGUCAACCCCUCACAGCAUUCAUCACACCUUGGGGAUUAUACGAGUGGGUCCGCAUCCCAUUUGGCCUUUCCAACGCCCCAGCUUCUUUUCAGCGUUUUAUGGAGUCGUGUUUAGGUGACCUCCGAGAUGAAAUCUGCAUUCCAUAUCUUGAUGAUAUCAUAGUUUUCAGUUCUAAUUUUAACGACCAUAUUGAACACUUACGAAAAGUCUUUCAACGUCUUAAGGAACAUGGUGUUAAAUUAAAACCCAAAAAGUGCAAUAUGUUUAAGAGAGAAGUUGUUUUCCUGGGGCGAGUAGUCUCUGGCGAAGGGUACAAACUUGACCCCUCAACUAUUGCCCCAAUUUUACGCCUCAAAGCUACACCACCUAAGACAGUGAACGAAGUUCGAAAGUUAAUGGGAUUCUUGAACUAUUAUCGGCGGUAUAUUGCCAAUUUCUCAAGGAUUGCCAAGCCGAUUUACGAUCUCGUGAAGGUGUCGGAAAAUGACUCGAAGAACAAGCGUGGUAAACCAGUGGCUAACCAUCCAGUAUCGUGGACGUCGACUCAUCAAUCGGUGUUGGAAGAACUUAUCGACUGUCUUGUGAGAGCUCCAGUCAUGGCAUAUCCAGACCCUCACAGCCCAUAUGUCCUUCACACGGAUGCAUCAGAGAAUGGACUAGGAGCAGUACUUUACCAAGAGCAGGAUGAUGUCUUACGUGUUAUUGCUUACGGUUCACGAACCCUAACACCAGCAGAGAAAAACUACCACCUACAUUCUGGUAAACUAGAGUUCCUUGCGUUGAAGUGGGCUAUCUGUGAACAAUUUAGAGACUACCUGUAUUACUCUCCAAGUUUUGUCGUAUACACCGAUAACAAUCCGUUAACGUACGUCCUAUCAACUGCCAAACUGAAUGCAACUGGCUUUCGCUGGAUUGGAGAAUUAGCUGAUUUCAACUUUACAAUACGUUAUCGCCCUGGAAAGAUGAAUACCGACGCAGAUACUCUCUCUAGAUUACCUGAAAACAUGAGUGAAUACAUGGAUUCGUGCACUGCGGAAACCUGCCAAGACGAACUACGAGCCAUCGUCCAGUCGAUACAGUUGGAAGACAAAGGUAAAGUGACUUGGGUCUCAUCUCUCACCCAUGAUCCCACUGUAUUGCAUGGAGGUGAUCCACAACCAAUCGCUAGCAGUACUCCACAGUUCAACCUUAGUGACAUUCGACAAGCUCAGCUUAAAGAUAAUGUUAUUGGAAAAGUUUAUUCGUUUGUCGACAGAAAACAGCGACCAACUUCCUCCCAGAGAGCGGCAGAAUCACCCGAUACUAAACUCCUACUUCACGAAUGGCCAAAGCUGUUUAUUGAUAAAGACGGCGUUCUACGAAGACAGAGCAACUCACACGAUCAGAUUGUGCUUCCUAGACCAUACCAUCGAACAGUUCUACGUGAACUUCACGACAACAUGGCUCAUCUUGGAUCUGAGCGCGUCCUACGCUUGGCUCGAGAUCGGUUCUACUGGCCUAGGAUGCAGAGUGAUGUGGAGCACUACGUACGGAAUAUCUGUCGCUGUGUUAAGCAAAGACCACCAAGAUUGAAGACGAGAGCACCAUUACAACCUGUUAUCACUACCGCCCCCUUCGAGAUGGUUUCUAUCGAUUUCGUCCACCUUGAAAAGUCCAGUGGAGGGUACGAGUAUAUCCUUGUGAUUGUUGAUCACUUCACCAGGUAUGCACAAGCCUACCCGACCCGAAACAAAGCGGCAAAGACUGUGGCUGAAAAGUUGUACAACGACUACAUCCUUCGCUUUGGGUUUCCAGCCAAAAUCCAUCAUGAUCAAGGUGGAGAAUUCGAGAACAAACUGCUCAAAACCCUGGAAGAAUUUUGCGGCAUUGGUCAUUGUCGUACCACACCUUAUCACCCUCAAGGAAACGGACAGGUAGAACGGUUUAACAGAACACUCCUAGAUAUGCUUCGAACCCUUCCCGAAAACGAGAAAUCACGUUGGAAAGAUCACGUUAGCAAAGUGGUGCAUGCAUACAACUGUACUCGCAAUGACACUACUGGAUUCUCCCCCUUUUAUUUACUCUUUGGGCGACACCCCCGCUUACCCAUUGACCUCAUUUUCCAAACCCAAACACCAUCAACAAAACAGGAAUACCCCCAGUAUGUAAAACAUUGGAGAGCUGCAAUGGACGAAGCGUAUAGCAUGGCUCAGGACAAGAUAAAGGAGAAAGGUAUCAAAGCGAAACGCUCAUAUGAUCGAUGGGUUCGCAGUUCUGUACUAGAACCAGGAGAUCGUGUGUUGGUGCGUAAUCUUACCGAACGUGGUGGUCCUGGCAAGCUGAGGUCAUUUUGGGAGAAUGACAUCUACGUAGUGGUAAAUCGGAAGGGCCCGGAGAGCCCAGUGUACGAAACGAAGCGUGAGAACGGUAAGGGAAAGAAUAGGGUUCUACACCGAAAUUUACUUCUCCCUUGUGAUCAUUUACCCGCGGAAAACCCACAACCACCUACACCAAAACCACCCCCAGCAACCCUACGACACCAAAACAGACAACCACCCAGAAACGUUACAGCGCAGGAUGAGGAAACCUCCAGCGACGAAGAAUUCUCUGAUGUGGUAAUGGUCUCCCUACCUCGAGAAACGCGUUCUGCCCAAUCCCGAAACCCGCCACCAACAGACGAGGCAGUUCCUGAUCAAAGUGAUAACCUGGCUGUGGACGACAAUUUAGAGACCCUUGAAUUGCAACCCCCUACCGAGACCGAAGAAACAUUAGACCUCAGCGGUGAUCAGGAUAACCUAAACCCUGUUCAUGAUAUCCCCACCAUACCUGUAGUUGAAAAUCCGAGACCACAGCGAGUACGGCACCCACCUGAUCGGCUAACCUACUACAACCCUGGUGAGACAGACCCGUUUAGAGUAUUCCCCAUUUCAGCUACAGUUCCACCCAAUGUAUGGCAACCCCUUCAGCAACCCAACCAAUCCAACUUCUUCCUAAAUCCCCCAUUUCCCUGCCUUGCAUCCCAAAAUCCUUUUCCUUACCCCCCUCCUUUCCCUGGACCUCAUCUAUUCAACCUAAUAUAUCCUAUCCCGAACCAAGUCCCUCCGUUUCAUGGACACCCAAUGCAAGUGAUGCCGUACCCAAUAUACUGA